This is a messenger RNA of Peniophora sp. CBMAI 1063, 1314 nucleotides long. NCBI's taxonomy places the organism in Eukaryota, Fungi, Basidiomycota, Agaricomycetes, Russulales, Peniophoraceae. The record is from the annotation of a GenBank genome assembly.
AUGGCGCCGAACCCCAGUUGUCUCUGUACGAUACAUUGGGUCAUGCCCUACCUUCGCCGCGCGGAAAGGAUCCGAUUGACGCUGCCGUCCACCGACGAAUGGGGUCUACGUUCUCCCGCGAGGUAUUUCAUCGACGCCUUUCGUCGCGACGGAGCGCCCAAGCUUCAAGAACUCGACGUUCGUUGCGACUGGGCGGUCAUCCAUAGGGAGGAUAGAACGAAGACCAUCAUGGACUCACCUACCGUCAAGCGAGUCAAGAGUCAGAAUUUUCCUCUCGUGGUCAAGGGCUGCAAUCUCGUCGAGUUGCAUAUCGCAUGCGAGGAGGACGAUUUCACCUGGAAACAUUCCGACAUAUGUCAAAUCUUGCGCGAUUGUCCACAACUUCGGAUCCUGGUGCUGCUGGCGGCAUGUUCUCCCCGUCUAUCCGAAUGGAAUCAUCAACAAGAGGAUACCAUAACGUUGACGCAUCUUUCGCGUCUGCACAUCCGAGAUACAUUCGAUGUCUGGACUAUACUUCGCAGACUCAUGAGCACGCCGAAGCUAGCGCAGGUCCAUGUGGACGUCAUCUCGCAGAGCAUGGGAGGCGACGUCGACGAAGAUUUAACGACCUUUUCAACCGAGUGCAUGGUUUUCGCCGAGUUUGCAGCUGCCUUGUGCCCCAAGAAGCUUAUCACCCACGGGAGUCUCGUUUCGUCAUUUCAUUUCCAACGCGACGUCGACGAGAAGCGGGGAGGAUCGCCCUUGCUCAAUUGGCCGGAAUACAUGACGCUUUCCCUCGCCAUUGACGCGGAUCAUAUCCUCAACGGCGCACCGCGCGACGCUGAACUCUAUACGUUCACCAUGCGAUCCGCCAUGACCUCCACAAAACCCUACCGUCUCCAUCGUCGCGCGAGACGUACACCCCAUCAGCCUGCCGAUGUCGUCUUUAUGAAAUACUGGGUGGCGGCUUUGCAGUCUCUACAGCUGUCCAGCCUCUCAACUUCGCGUCUCCUGAGCGACCGAAUAGACACGCUGGUGGUCAACGUCGAUGACUUCUCCCCCAGUCCUAUCGACUGGCACGCAUUACUGGUGGAAACUUCGAACCUGACAACGCUGUAUCUGCCCGGCGUUGACAUCGACGGACCCGGAUUGCGCUGUCUCACUCAGGCGUUGGGUCAGUAUAUGCAAGGGAGCUUCAUACCCGCAGACGAAUUGAUUAGGGUCUAUCUCCCUCAUUGGAAAUUUGCCCAAGGGGCUAUUCCCGUGAGGUCGCUCGAACGGGACUAUCGUAAAAUACGGCGGGGUUGCUCUCGGCCCAUCGUCUGGAGUUCUUGA